Messenger RNA from Macadamia integrifolia, 694 nucleotides. RefSeq names its product LOB domain-containing protein 24-like. The coding region runs from base 29 to 490 and encodes 153 amino acids. The record is from RefSeq and is a predicted model, not a curated record. NCBI's taxonomy places the organism in Eukaryota, Viridiplantae, Streptophyta, Magnoliopsida, Proteales, Proteaceae. The transcript is spliced from 2 exons.
UUAAAAUCUUUCAUCUAUUUAUAUCCAAAUGAGUUUACUACCAAAGAAAAAUUACAUUCUCCGUAGAUCUCAGCCUGCUUGGUUAGAUUUUGAACGGCUCAACAUGACCUUUCGUUGCGCAGCUUGCAUCUACUUUAGGAGAAGAUGCCCUCCAGAUUGCAUUUUUGCACCUUAUUUUCCUCCUACUGAUCCAGACAAAUUUGAAUUGGUCCGCAAACAUUUUGGUGCCAGAAAUGUAGUAAAAACCCUCAAGGGAGUUGGAAGGAAUCGAGGAGCUCAAGCAAUAGAGUCAAUGUAUUUUGAGGCUCGAACCAGGAAUGAGGAUCCAGUUCAUGGCUGUUAUGGGGUCAUAGCUCAACUGCAACAGCAAAUAAGUGAGACAGAAGCUGAGCUUGCAAAUACCAAUGCUGCGAUUGCCUUCUAUGCCCACCAAGCUGAUCAAGGGAACCAAUUUCAGCAGUCUAAAGCCUCUAGCUCCAAAAAUCCAUGAACAUACACCACCCAUUCUGAUAUCGAAGAGUCUUUUGUGUUUGCAUCCGAACUCAUCAGUAUAAGUACCUUUUGGGUCCUAGGUCUGGUGUUGCUUUAAUAUAAUAAAUUAAGUUGACUUUAUCAGCAGCAACUAUGCUCAAUAUUUCUCUAAUCUCCAAACUUGGUUUAGUUAUGGCCAAAUUUUAAGAAAAGGUUUUUCUUA